UCACCUGGAAGAGGCUUGUUGAAUCUACAAUAUAAUUAAAAUAAUAUUUAACAAAACUAAAACAAUGGCGGACGAAAGCAUAACUCGGAUGAAUUUGUCGGCUAUUAAAAAAAUCGACCCAUACGCUAAAGAGAUUGUGGAUUCAUCAUCACAUGUUGCAUUUUACACUUUCAAUUCGGAGAAGAACGAAUGGGACAAAACUGAUGUCGAGGGAGCAUUUUUUAUUUACCAUCGAAAUGCAGAGCCAUUUCACAGCAUAUUUAUUAACAAUCGCCUAAAUACAAAUUCGUUUGUUGAACCUAUUGCUGGCAAUCUGGAAUUGAAGUCGCAGCCACCAUUUCUGCUGUAUCGUAACGAAAGAUCUCGCAUUCGUGGCUUCUGGUUCUAUAAUAGGGAAGAGUGUAUUCGCAUCAGCAAGGUGGUAAACAGUUUGCUCAUGAGCAAAGAGAGCAACGGCCAGCUUUCGUCAACAAUGCCUUCACUGCCUCAGCAGGGAAACUCAAACAUAUUCAACAUGCUUAGUCAGGCGCAGAAGGAGUACAAUGCUCAGAUAAUCAAUCAAGCCCCAAGUACAAUAACCCAGUGUGAGAACGUGACUCCUUGUAACGUGAUGAAGUUUUUCGAAUCGGCAAAGCAGGCUACAGUAGACGCCUCAAUGAAUCGACCGCAGCCACUUUCAGUCGAUCAGCUAGAGAAGCUGCAGCGUUCUGUUACACCGAAUGAUGGCACCGGGCUGUGCCCAACCUUAAGCAGAGACAAGGAAUUUGUAAACUCUGCCGAAAGUCCGAUUUCGCCCUUCAUUAAAGCUACAACUUCAGCGAUACCUCGAAACCUUAAUAAUUCCAUUUCGCUAUUAAAUGAACUGAAGUUUGAUAAACCAAUUGAGGAUGCACCAGCGUCGGCCUUGCUUGCGAGCGAUGAAGCUGAGGAAUGCCUAAGACGGCUACUCGUCGGCGAUAAGCCAGCGGAUUCCAAGCCAGCAUUAAUGCCACCAACAAUGUUUGAUGUGCCCAACACGAGAGUAAAGCCCGGACCGUCGCAGCAACCAAUACAACCACUGAAUACUGUCCAAUUUGUGCAGGCAUUCACUUAUCUUAUUCACAACGACAAGGAGUUUGUCAAAAAGCUGCAUAAUGCAUAUGUCCAUAUGAUUGACUCAAAGACAACAUAUCAAUAAUUGAUUAAAGAAUAAUUUUUGAAUCCAGCAA
Drosophila busckii is the source of this 1208-nucleotide messenger RNA. It is a transcript of the gene DCP1, whose product is annotated as mRNA-decapping enzyme 1A. The transcript has a single exon. Gene Ontology annotation, biological process: deadenylation-independent decapping of nuclear-transcribed mRNA; deadenylation-dependent decapping of nuclear-transcribed mRNA; positive regulation of catalytic activity. The record is from RefSeq and is a predicted model, not a curated record. Gene Ontology annotation, cellular component: P-body. Bases 65 to 1177 code for a protein of 370 amino acids. Gene Ontology annotation, molecular function: mRNA binding; enzyme activator activity. NCBI's taxonomy places the organism in Eukaryota, Metazoa, Arthropoda, Insecta, Diptera, Drosophilidae.